Aspergillus tanneri is the source of this 1278-nucleotide messenger RNA. RefSeq lists its product as uncharacterized. The coding region runs from base 1 to 1278 and encodes 425 amino acids. Gene Ontology annotation, cellular component: cytosol. Gene Ontology annotation, molecular function: 5-oxoprolinase (ATP-hydrolyzing) activity. The transcript has 4 exons. Lineage: Eukaryota; Fungi; Ascomycota; Eurotiomycetes; Eurotiales; Aspergillaceae. Gene Ontology annotation, biological process: glutathione metabolic process. The record is from RefSeq and is a predicted model, not a curated record.
AUGGCAUUGGCGAAUGUGGUGCGGGAAGCUCAACAACCGGUAAAUGAAAUCUACAGCCGUGAAUCGGAAAUAAGACUUCACCAGCGGCUAUCAGCCCUUCAAGAUACUGUCCACCGGAAGCUUGUCGAUCAAGGCAUCCUUAGUGAAGAUAUAUCAUAUGAACUGUAUUUGAACAUGCGAUAUCAAGGAACGGAAACGUCCAUAAUGGUUCGAAAGCCCCAGGAUGGUGACUUUAAACAGGAAUUCAAAAUGAUGCAUCUUCGGGAAUUUUCUUUUCUCUUCCCUAACCAAAGACCAAUUAUUGUGGAUGAUGUGCGUGUUAGGGGGAUAGGGACGAAUGGUCAUCUCCGACUGAACAGGCCGCGACUGGGGGAGGAGUUAAAGAGCACAAACUUCACUCCUGUAUCGAAAGAAACAGUUGAGCGAAAGUCGAAGGUAUAUUUCGAUGGAUCUGGAGACUGUUCUACCCCCAUAUUCCUAUUGCAAAACCUGUCGCCAUCCGUUAUUGUUCCAGGACCAGCUAUCAUAAUCGACCAGACGCAGACAAUCGUGGUUGCACCAGGAGCGGAAGCAAAGCUUUUGCAAUCUCAUGUUGUCAUCGAUAUUAAGACCAGAUUUUCGUCUUCCUUGAACAUAAUAGAGCGCCUAGACUUUUCCUGUGCGCUAUUUGGACCAGAUGGCGGUCUGGUGGCCAACGCUCCUCAUGUUCCUGUUCAUCUCGGAUCAAUGAGUUACGCAGUAAAGUUCCAGCAUGAGCUACACCGGGGAAAGCUUGUGCCUGGAGAUAUCCUCGUAUCGAACCAUCCAGAAGUGGGGGGAACGCAUUUGCCUGAUAUUACAGUUAUCACACCGGUGUUCGAAAGAUCAGGGAAAGAAAUUGCUUUCUAUGUAGCCUCUCGUGGUCAUCAUACUGACAUCGGAGGACUGGGAGGCAAGUCGAUGCCACCUGAUUCCACAGAGCUUUGGCAAGAAGGGGCAGCGAUCACAUCGUUUAAACUUGUUCAUGCGAAUAAGUUUGACGACAAGGGCAUCUCAAAAAUUCUCUUAAUCCCUGGCCAGUACCCUGGAUGUUUUGGAAGUCGGCACGUGUCCGACAAUAUCUCCGACCUCAAAGCUCAAGUAGCCGCUAACCAUAAAGGAAUGAUACUUGUUCAAGCACUAAUUGAGGAAUAUACUCUUCCCGUGGUACAAUUUUACAUGAGAGCCAUCAAUCAAAUGCGGAACUCGCCGUUAGAGCGUACCUUCGAUCGGCAUACUUUAAACUUGGAUCUCACCUAG